Momordica charantia (bitter melon) is the source of this 603-nucleotide messenger RNA. RefSeq lists its product as uncharacterized. Gene Ontology annotation, cellular component: cytoplasm; nucleus. NCBI's taxonomy places the organism in Eukaryota, Viridiplantae, Streptophyta, Magnoliopsida, Cucurbitales, Cucurbitaceae. The record is from RefSeq and is a predicted model, not a curated record.
UCCUCCUCCGACUCCUUAUCCUCCAUUUCUUCUCUUCUUCAAUUUUCCCCCAAUUUCCUCAUACUCAUGGCCGACACUCAGAGAAGAACCUCCGGCGCCGGCUCUAGGCGGCAGCAACAGCCGAGCCGCCUCCAGCGGCGGGCUCCGGCGUCCCUCCAAAUCAGCCGCUCCGAUUGGAAAGUGGCCAUCCCUCUGCUAUCGCCGCUCGUUUCUCCCUCAUCCCCCACAGAGAUCCAAAAUUCGCGGGAACCAUCCACUUCUUCUCAAGGAUCCGACCCGGAGAAGCCGCCGGUGCCGGUCACUAAGAAAUGGCAGCACCCGGCGGCUCCGUUUCACUACGAUUCCGGCCCUAGGGCUCCCCGAUUCGUACCUGUGUAGUCUAAUUCUUUUUUCUUUUCUUUUUUUUUUUUAAUAAACAAUGUGGGUGGGGGCUUUUCGGUCCUUUCCUUAAUCCUUGGAUUUGGAUCUGUAAUCAGAACUAGAACAAUUGUAGUCUGUAGAUCUAACGGUCUGUUUUGGAUGAGCUUAUCAAUUGGAUCAUAUGCUUGCCCGCACUCGAUUAAUCAAUUGUACACAUCAUUGGCCCGUGGGUUUGGUUUUUUC